Molecule: messenger RNA, 633 nt
Organism: Olea europaea var. sylvestris
Lineage: Eukaryota; Viridiplantae; Streptophyta; Magnoliopsida; Lamiales; Oleaceae
Exons: 2
Coding region: 23-508 (161 amino acids)
Source: RefSeq, a predicted model, not a curated record
GUUACAGAUCCUAAUCUCUCUGAUGGAGAUGGAGGUGGGGAGGAGGUUACGGCCGCUAAUGAGUCGACUCGUUCUUCUUCUAUUUGUUUUCUUCGCAACAUCGUCUUCUGCUCAGCACAGAGCAGUGACAGCACCAGGGUUUCUUUACACCAGAACAAGAGGAAGAUGCACACCUCAGUACUGGAGCAGCAGGACAGAAUCAUGGCCGAAGAUGGUGCCUCAGAUGUCGACGGUGUCCAAAGUGUUCGGUUCACGGGCGUUCGAACGAUACAGAUACGAUCUGACGCUGCUGGAGGCUGCGGGGAGGAAUGACGACGGAGAUAAUGUAUUUGCGUGGCUGGUGAAAGAGUCCACGGCGGCGCUGCUAAAUUCAUACGCCAGAAAAGGGUAUCCCUACGCGGCGUGGGAAGUCAAGACUUUGGUUAUACAAGCUUUGGUUUCAAAAGAGGCUGCUUCCCUUCAAGCCCACCAGUUUUCUGAGGCCAAUCAGAAUUGCACUGGCUACUAGUUUAGUUUAGUUGCUAAAGAUUUAUUACUAAAUUUGAAAUUGAACAUGAUGCUAUGUAACCCAUCGUUUGCUUAUAAUUACUAACCAAAAUUAAUAAGUUUCUGUCUUAAUUUUUAGUUUAUUAA